Molecule: messenger RNA, 6590 nt
Organism: Biomphalaria glabrata
Lineage: Eukaryota; Metazoa; Mollusca; Gastropoda; Planorbidae
Product: Fanconi anemia group M protein homolog
Exons: 21
Coding region: 912-6161 (1749 amino acids)
Biological process (GO): replication fork reversal; interstrand cross-link repair; double-strand break repair via synthesis-dependent strand annealing
Molecular function (GO): 3'-5' DNA helicase activity; four-way junction DNA binding; four-way junction helicase activity
Source: RefSeq, a predicted model, not a curated record
UCUCUGUCUCUUUUAAUUCCCAUCCAAGGACCCUCUUCUUUUCAUAAUUUGGAUGUUCGUUUUGUUACAUCCCCUCCCUCCCAUAGAUGCUUAUAAUUCUUUUCAUGACUCUCUCCCCCUUCCCUCCACUACCUGUAUGAUAGGUUGUGACACUACACGCUUAGUGUAUACCUCUCCUCACCACCAGCGCUCGCCUGGCGUGAUCACCUGCAGUGGGCAUGGUCUCUGGCUUCAAAUUAGCAGCCCGCACUUUUUCUUUCAUUCAUAAAUUAUAUAUUCUAGAUAUCUCGAUCUAGGUCACAUUUAUUUAUUGAAAAAAAUCAUAGAUUUAUUAAUCCCAAUAAUAUUUCUUAUUACGAUUUUGCCUUGUGCACUAUAGGAGAAUGUGUUUAAUUCAUUAUUAUUCAUUGAAACACCUCCUUUUUAAAUUUUAUUUAACAGCUAACAGUAUGAAUGUGAUUGGAAUGUCUUUCUAAAGAUGUUUGGAAGCUUAUUUUGAUAGAUCCACCAGCCUACGAUCAAACAGGCUCAUAAUAUAGCCUUCAUCCCUUAUAUGGGUAUGAAUUGCCGGGGGAGGUUUAAACAAUAGCUUUACAUACUUGGUUACCGAGAAUCUAAAAAACUGCCAUCUGCUUUGGAAAAGCGGUACAAAAAUACAGGAACUUAUCUUAAAUUGGACAUGCACUGUCCCGAAACAUCGUUUUUAGCUCCAAACAUAAAAACAAAUUAAUUAUAAACAAAAAAAGCGACGUGUUUCUAAAAGGAGAAUUUGAUGAGCUGUGCCUAAUAUAAGAAGCUAUACUAUAGAUCUAGUCUAGAUUAUUCCUCCGAGCAAGGCUCGGCCACCUGGCCCUGAUUAAGAAGAUUAAAGGCUGAUUUAGACAACAUUACUGAAUUUAGUCUUCAAGAAGAUGGAAGUUUUGAUGCAAUCUGAUGAUGAAUUACUGACAGUGGAGACAGAUUCUCUAAAAAAACAUGCAAUUAAUCUUGAUGAUGCUAACUUUGAAGAUGACAUGAGAGAGGAAGAUGAGGGGACUAUAUCCAUUGGUGUGAAUUCAGAUGUUCGGUACAAUUCAGUAGAAGAAACAGUUUCACAGUUUGACAAUGUUGCCGGAAGACUUUGGAUAUACCCAACAAACUUUCCAUUUCGAGACUAUCAAUAUAACAUAGUUAAACAAGCACUAUUUAAAAAUACAUUAGUAGUCCUCCCAACUGGCCUUGGCAAGACUUUUAUUGCUGCUGUUAUAAUGUACAAUAUGUAUCGAUGGUUUCCACAAAGUAAAGUUGUCUUCAUGGCUCCGACAAAGCCACUUGUUGCUCAGCAGAUGAAUGCAUGUUAUGAAAUUAUGGGAAUACCUACAGAUGACACAAUAGAGUUGACAGGUUCAGUGGCUCCUCCUAUACGUCAUAAAGCAUGGAAGGAGAAACGUGUUGUGUUUUUAACACCACAUGUAAUGAUCAAUGACUUGUGCAGAGGAACCUGUUUGGCUGACAGCAUCAAGUGUAUUGUGGUUGAUGAAGCACAUAAAGCGCUUAGAAAUUAUGCCUAUUGUCAGGUCAUCAAGGAACUUGUAAAGUACACAAGACAGUUUCGAGUCUUAGCGUUAAGUGCCACUCCUGGAAGUGACCUCAAGUCAGUUCAAGAGGUCAUUAACAACUUGUUAAUUAGCCAUAUAGAGUUAAGAUCAGAGAACUCUAUAGACAUACAACGUUAUACGUAUGAACGGAAAAUUGAGAAAGUAGUGGUUCCAAUGGGAGAAGAACUAUCUGGUUUUAGGAUGCAGUACAUUCAGGUCAUGAGCUGUGUGACACUACGACUCAUACAAAAUAAUGUUUUGUACAACAGAGAUGCUUCAAAACUCUCUAAAUUUAUGCUUCUCAAAUGUAGAGAUGAGUUUAGACAGAAUCCACCUCAAACAAUGCAGCAUGCUCAAUAUGGUAACAUAGAAGCAGAUUUUGCUCUAGCUAUUAGUCUGUACCAUGGCUUUGAACUCCUUCAAAUUCAUGGUCUAAAAUCUUUAUACAAUUACCUAAUGGGAAUCAUCUCUGGUGACAAAGGUAUUGGUCGAACACGCUCAGAACUUCUAAGAAACCCAGAUUUUAACAGUAUAAUGGAAAAACUUAGACAGAAAUUUUCAGACAACAUAAAUGCCUGUAAUCUUCCUUCUGAUGUUAAAUGUCAAGUUGGACAUCCAAAAAUGCAGUGUCUGGAAGAAAUAGUUCUAGAACACUUUAAUAAUUUCAAAAAAAAAUCACUUCAGACAAGAGUAAUGAUUUUUAGCCAGUAUCGUGACAGUGUUCAGGAAAUAACAUCUAUUCUUCAACAGCACCAUCCCUUAAUUAGAGUCAUGCCAUUUAUUGGUCAAGCAUCUUUUGGUAAAUCUGGCAAGGGCUACUCACAAAAGGAACAAUUAUUGGUUAUGAAGAAGUUUCGAGAAGGUGGAUACAAUACAUUAGUUUCUACAUGUGUUGGGGAGGAAGGUCUUGACAUUGGUGAUGUUGAUCUCAUUGUUUGCUUUGAUGCCCAUAAAAGCCCCAUAAGGCUUGUACAGCGAAUGGGUAGAACAGGACGCAAGAGAGAAGGCAGAAUAGUCAUGCUAGUUACAGAGGGAAAAGAAGAAAUGAUUUAUAAUCAGAGUGUCUUGUCCAAGAAAGCUAUACACAAAGCUAUUCUUAAUAGUACCAAAUCUCUUAAAUUUUAUCAAAACAAUACUAAUGUUGUCAACCCUUCAAUGAAACCAAAGUGCCAUAAAAUGUUCAUCACAGUUCCAACCUAUUCAUUACAAGAAAAGACAAAAACUUUAAAAAGGAAAAAGUCACUGGAAAAAUUCAUAGAUUUUAAUAACAAGAGAGAUGAAGUCUCACAAUUAUUUCAUAAAGAAUACAGCUCAAUUAAAGAAGAGUUUAGUAUUGUCACCACUUUGGCUAAAAUUGUACCAAGACCCAAGUUAAUUUGCAUUGAUUAUUAUAAAAAGGCUAACUGCUGCUCAAGCUCAACAUCCAUCAUAAAUUUUUGUGAAUGGAUGCCUUGGCAAAACAUAUUGCAGAAAACUUUCCUUGUGAGCCACUCAUUACAUAGCAUUCACUUAGUGGAGAAUUUAAAAUUUAUUGACUUACAGUAUACCAUUGGAAAUUCAGAUGAUUUUUAUGGCUUAGAAAUGAGUAGAAUCAAUACUGAAAAAGUAAAGACAAUUGGACAGAGUAGCAUUGUGUCUUUUCUGAACACAAGUCAGUUGAAAGUUUGUAGGCUUGAUCCAAAUCUUGCAAAUGAAGACAAAACUUGUCAAAAUACACCUACUGAUAAAUUUGAUUAUCAAAAUACAAGUGACAUUUCAGUCAAUUUUGCUAAUGCUAUUCUGGUUAGCAGUGAAACCCAGAAAGAUGAGAAAGCACAAGUAAAAUUUGGUAUGGACAACACAUUAAAAGAAACAGCUACAAGUCAGAAGUCAAAGAAGAGAAGAAUCACUAAAUCCUUUCCCAUUAACAAUUCAAAAAUAAGGUGUUUAUCUCCUAAAAACACAUUAAAGCAUAAAAACAUUUUGAAAAAAUAUUUAAAAGAUAGUUUACUUCAGAGUAAGGCAGGAAAAGCUUCAGAGACACAACUAAAAUCCAAAGUGACAAAGCCAAUAAUAAAAAAGAAACAUUUAGAAUUGGAAAAUGAGAAAGUAGAGACUUUUGGGACUUCAUUUGGAAAGAGUCAAUUAGGAAAAGUAAAUAUAACAGACAGAUUUACUUAUAUUGUAACUGAACCUGAUCUUGUUCACAAUUUUAUUCUGUCCUCACCUGACAUCUCCAAUGUAAAAUAUUUAUUUAACAAUUUAAAGUCUAGCUCAGACUUUGCUGAUGUUGAUCUGGAGUUCAUUGAAAAAUGGAAAAAAACAGAGAAAGUAUCUUGUGAAAAAUUGUUAACAAAGUUACACAAUAACCUAUUACUUAAAGAUACUUCAGAAGUAUUAGAAAUAUCUAACCGUAAGCUAAAUUCUAGCAAUAUCUUCAAGGAGACAGAUAAUGAGUACACUCUGCUGAAAGACUCACAUGCAGCCAUUAGUCCUUUGUUUAAAAGUAUAUCUGUGGAGAAAAACAAGGACAUAGCAAGAGUAUCAACUUGCAUAAAUACAACACAAACUCAUAGCAAAUAUUUAUCUUUAAAAGAAAAGCCUACAAAAAGAGCAGCCACUAAGUUUUAUGAAGAUAUAGAUUGUAAUGAUAAAUUAAAGCUGGAAUCUGGCAAUGCCAAGGUGAAACCUCACCAAGCAUCAAAUAAUAAACAAGCUUUAACUGAUUCCUUAUUUUCAGAAUGUCUAGACAUAAAACAGAGUCCCAAAUUAAAAUAUUUGGAAAACCUUUAUCAGAAUUUAAAUACUACUAGCCUCUUGAGCCAUACGCAGGCUAUGGAUUUUUUGUGUGCCAGUUCUUGUGAAGGAUUUUUAGAAAAUAUAAACCAUUCAGCUGAUUUUGAUCAAAUGAAAAAAAUAUGCUUCCCAGAUUACAAUUUGUCCGUCUCAUUAGAAAAACAUAUUCAAGCUAAAAAGUUAACCACAUCGAUGUCAAAGUAUAGCAACCCUAACAGUACAAUUGAAAAAUUUAAAAAUAAAUUGACGGAUGUCUCUUUGCCCCACUGCCUGACUACAGAAAAAAGAGAAUCUAUCAAUGUUCCUUUCAGUUCAUUGGAUCAUAAUGAGACACCCCUUUUUGAUUUAGGCUUUGAUUUGAAAGAGGAUUUAAUUUCCUCAACAUCCGGUAAACAGUUUUUAAGUAAACAUUUGAAGAAAGAAGUGGAUGGAUCACAUGUACACGUAGAUUCUUCUAUUCUCGCAAAUAGAUUAUUUACCCAAUUUAAUGACUUCAACAGUGUUCAAGUGCCGAUACAAGAUAAAAGUCAGACUGUCAUUCAAGAAAUGUACCCAUCAUUAGUUAGGAAGGAGGUUCCUGAGAAAGUGUCACCUGAUACUGAUUUGCAAAAGUCACCAGAGCCUGGUAGGGAUUUCAUCAUCUUUAAUACCGGUACUUCAGAAAAAGUUACUGUAACUCCAGUCAAUGAGAACAUAGGAAAUAAAUAUAGUGGGACUAAGAAAAUAGGGAAGCCUUUAGCUUGCCAAUCAUAUCUUGCUAAAAAAUGUAGACUACAUUUCAGCGAGAAGAAAAAACACUUUAAUGAAAAAGUUAUGGUCAGUACAGGAUGUAGAAAAGGCAUAUCACUCAAAAACAAAAGCUUCAAGCACAUAACUGAUGAAUCAGUUGAAAACAAUUAUGUUGAUAAGGCAGCAAACCUUAAGGUGGAUAUAGAACAUGAAGAAAAGGAGGUGAAAACGACAGUAAAAGCUACAAAGAAAUUAUUUGAAAAAACAGCACGAUCUAGCCUGUUUGGUAGUGUAAUUAGAAAAGAAUUAAAAGCAAGUACACCUAUAAAGAGGCAUAAUGCAAAAUCAGAAAUAACAGAUGUCAUUAUAAAUCUAACACCAAUUGAAAAAGUGUAUCCACGUGAUGGUUAUCAAACUGCUGAUAAAAUGAAGAUUAAGAUGGGAAAAGUAGAUCGAAUUUUAUCUACAGUUACAAUUCAUCAGGGAAAAAAACAGAAGGGUAAAACUCAGGGCAAUAUUUUUAUUGAAGAAGAAGCUGAACUUUCAGAAGAACACUCAUCUGAUGAGUCAGAAUACUUUGAUGAUCUCUAUGAUGCUAGUUUCAUUGAUAACUCUGAAGUGAUACACUCAAUAGAGACAGAUAUGCAUGCAGUUUAUCUGAAAUCUGUGCGAAGUCCUCUUCUACAUGGCCAAUUUAAGUUGCUGUAUGAUAAAGAAAAACCAAAUAUGGAUAUCUACAGUCAGACUUUAUCAGAAGAUCACGGUAACUCUAAAUAUGAGGAGGAUAGUUUUUGUGUUGGUAAUGGAGACAAAGAUUCAUGUGUUACUGAAGGUGAAUCAAGUCAUUAUAAGUUCACAAAACUAUCAAAAAAAAGUGAGAGAAAAAAAAAGCGUGCUGGUAAACGUAUAUUGUUCCUUUGUGAUUCUUCCAGUGAAGAAGAGGACAAAGAACAUGUAAAUCUUACCGAAGAAUUCAGUGUUAUGGACAGACAGCAUGUUAAAAAGCUUUUAAGUAGUAGUGAGGAUGAGGCAUCUACACAUAUGAACAUCAAUGAACACUCAAAAAGUAAAUUCACAUAAAUGAAAACACAUCCUUUUUUGGCAAAUGAAGUUCAGAAUUCAGAAAGUAUUAAUAUUAGUACAACAACAAAAUAUAAUGGACAUGAUUUUGACCAAAAAGCGAAUGUAAAGUAAAUUUUAUGCUUUUAGAAGCUGACCGGUUUAAUGAUGGAGAUUGGCAACAAAAUGGUAAAGAAUAUGUCAUGAUUCCAAAACACUACAAUUAUUUACUAAAUUCAAAAGCUAUUAAAGCCAACAUGAUGGAAAUGAUAAAAGACACAAAGUCAACAGAUAUACAGCAGGAAUCUUCUAUUCAGAUUAUGAAAGCGUAGUCUUCGCUGGCUAGUGAGUUGAGCUUUAAGAUGGAUUUGAUGUCUGACAAUCACAGUUUCAAAAUUGUAAGCUUAUAACACUAUUUUUUGCAGUCUCAAUAAAUAUCUGAAUAAAAUA